UUUCGUUUGUACAAAAAAGUUGUACAACUAGAUAGGUUCUUUCUUGCUAGCUAGGUAGGCUAGGCCAUGGCUCGUAAGAAGGUGAAUCUCCAAUGGAUCGCCAACGACUCCACCCGACGCGCGACGUUCAAGAAGCGCCGCAUGGGCCUGAUGAAGAAGGUGAGCGAGCUGGCCACGCUCUGCGGAGCCAAGGCGUGCGUGGUGGUAUACGGCGAAGGCGAGGCCCAGCCGGAGGUGUGGCCCUCUGUUCCGGAUGCCAAGCGGAUUCUGAACCGCUUCAAGGCCAUGCCAGAGCUUAGCAGCUUGAAAAGGAUGCACAAUCAAGAGGACUUCCUCCGCAGCCGUAUCUCCAAGCUCCAUGACCAGGUGUGCAAGUCGUACCGCGAGAACCGCGAUCGUGAGACUUCGUACCUCCUCCACGAGACAAUGGUCCGCCACCGCCCGGGAUUUGUUGGCGUCACCGUCGAGGAGCUCUCCAACCUUUGCUGGAUGGUAGAGAGGAAGAUUAAGAUCGUCAAGGAGCGCCUCCAACAGCUUGUCGUCCGGCAGGGAGCCCCCCUGGAGCCGCCGCUGCCGUCGGUGCGGUCCUCGUCCCAGCCGCUGUUUCCCCACACCUCCACUGAGAUAUACACACCAGAGCCAGCAGAGGAGCCCCGUCCCCAGCCCCAGCAGCAGGAAUGGCGGCUCAUGCACCGGGCUCGAAACGAAGGGGAGCUCGGUGCCGCGGUCUGCAGUACCUUUGCCUGCAGCAGCAGCAACACCUGUGCCGCUGGCCUCAGUGGCGCCAGCACCAGCGGCGGCUGGGGUGACAUGAUGCAGUCUUCGAAUCUGGCCGGCUCUGGGUUCUCAUGGUCAUGGAAUCCUUUCCAUCCAAUGGAAUAAGGAGUUGGCUGCUUCGAU
Phragmites australis (common reed) is the source of this 900-nucleotide messenger RNA. RefSeq names its product agamous-like MADS-box protein AGL80. The record is from RefSeq and is a predicted model, not a curated record. NCBI's taxonomy places the organism in Eukaryota, Viridiplantae, Streptophyta, Magnoliopsida, Poales, Poaceae. The transcript has a single exon. Gene Ontology annotation, molecular function: protein dimerization activity; RNA polymerase II cis-regulatory region sequence-specific DNA binding; DNA-binding transcription factor activity, RNA polymerase II-specific. Gene Ontology annotation, biological process: positive regulation of transcription by RNA polymerase II. The coding region runs from base 67 to 882 and encodes 271 amino acids.